AUGGCAAGAAGAUUAGAACGAUUCGCUUUAACCGAAGUUCGAUAUAAAUUACAUCUAUCCUAUUUACACCAAUGUAAAGAUGCGAAGUCGUUACCGUCUUUCCUGCAGUCAAGACCCCCUAUUGAUCAUCCGAAAGCGUGGAAAAUCACCGAAAAAGCUGGUUGGGCCUAUCUACGCGUAUUGAUAGGAAAUUGCCAUAAUAACUUACGCAAUAUCAAUGUUGAAUCAACCGAGCUGAACGAAAAAAUCAAGAAGAUCCUCGACGAAAAUACACUAGGUAUGUUAAAAACCACCAUCUCUAAUCGAUGCAUUUAUGAAAAAAACAAGAUAUCAAAGAGACAUGAAAGAAAGUUUACUAAAGUUCAAGGUAAAGAUAAAAAACAUGAACAAGCGCAGAAACGUUGGGUUAUAAAUAAUUCUGAUCGGGCAUUAAAUUGUCAUGAAAUCACCCUACUUAGAAAAGGAAUGAACUUUGCUAUUACUCCCAAGAGAAUACCUAUAAAAAACAUAGUUGCUUCAGUGGAACAAGGAAUUAAAAAUUUAGAUGCCGAUAAGAAAAAUAGAGUUCGAGAAAAUGUUUGCUCUGUUAUAAAGAACGCUAGGCACCCAAGCAACUCAAACCUUUCACGUCAAGAAGAGAUAGCCCUGAAAGAUCUACGCAGUGACAAAAAUAUCUUAGUUACAAAAGCCGACAAAGGUAAUGCCAUGGUAGUUAUGAAUCAAGUAGAUUAUAAAAACCAAGUAGAAACAAUGUUACAGGAUGAGAUUGUGUACAAACGCAUAACAGAUAAAAGACGUAAUCCAACUUCAAAAACCGACACAGAGUUACAAGAACGUUUAUUAAAAUUGAAAGACACUGGUUUUUUAACAGAUAAUGAGUACAAAACACUGAGACCAUUUGAUUCCUACCCGGCGGCGUUUUACGGUUUGCCAAAGAUACACAAGGUUCCUUUAGUCGAGCAAAAUGAUCAUUUUACAAUAGAAGCAGACACGGUAGUUCCUCUUAGACCAAUAAAUAGUUCAAUUGGGUCUCCAACGUAUGAAAUCUCCAAAUAUUUGGGGCGCAUUCUAAUAACAAUAAUAAUAACAACUUUAUUUAUAACAGACAGCCUACAUCACUACUCAAGUGCUUUUCAGCAGGGCUCUGUAUAUUACAUUCCGUUAUAUUAUUAUGUAAGAAAGUUAA
This is a messenger RNA of Paramuricea clavata, 1186 nucleotides long. The record is from the annotation of a GenBank genome assembly. Lineage: Eukaryota; Metazoa; Cnidaria; Anthozoa; Malacalcyonacea; Plexauridae.